AUGCUUUCACUUCACCUAGUUUACCAAACAACCAAGCAGUUGAUGCCGUUUAAGUGCACGAAUGGUGUUCCACGCUGCUCACUUAACGCAUGUUAGUUUUAAGAAAUUUUAACAAAAAGUUCCUGCCUUUAUUUGGAUAAAAUGAAUGAUUUAAAUGGAAACUUGAAAUUGGAAAUCCAGCAGGCAUCUCGCCGGGAUUUUGUCCAGGAGACUGUGGGAGAUUUCGGAAGAUGGCAAUUUAAGAUAUCCCUUUUGAUGUCCCUGCUUAAACUGCCAAUGGCAUGGUUUCAAUUGGGAAUAGUUUUCAUAGCUCCCCCAUUCGAUUUUACAUGCAAAGUCCCGACCGAACAAGAGGGUAAAGAUUGGAAACUUAUCGCACAACCCAACUCAUGCUAUUUAAGAAAUAUAAGCGCCUUAAACGAAACAGCCUCGAAGAUACCCUGCGACUGGGGUUAUGAAUAUGAUAGAAGUACAAUGAAGUCAACCAUUAUAAUGGAAUGGAACCUCGUUUGUCAAAGUGCAAGACUGGUUGAAGUUACCCAAAUUACCUUUAUGUUUGGUGUUCUCUUGGGUAGCGUCAUUUUUGGCGUAGCAGCUGACAGAUAUGGUAGGAAAUCCUCUCUUAUUGUGGCUAUAAUACUGCAAGCCGUGUGCGGGAUUAUUUCGUCUUUAGUUUCAUCAUUUUGGAUAUUUGUUUUUGUUCGAUUCUUUUUGGCCCUUGGCAAUGGUGGUACCUUGAUUUCAUCUUUCGUCAUGUGCAUGGAAUCAGUUAGCGGAACUUAUCGAACAAUUGUGCCUAUCUUGUACCAGACACCCUAUGUGUUUGGAAAUCUCAUCAUGACUUUUUUGGCCUAUUAUUUAAAUGAUUGGAGAAAACUUAAUUUAGUUUUAUCCGUUCUUAGUUGUCUCUUCAUUUCGUACAUAUGGCUUCUCUCAGAAUCUCCAAGGUGGUUAUUGGCUGUUGGGAAAAAAAUGGAAGCCUUAAAAAUUUUAAAGGCAGCUGCAAGAAUGAACAAUAAAAAGUCACCUGUUGAAUUUCGAAAAGACGAGGAGAAUUACUUUAUAGCCCAAGUUUUCGAAAAACCAAACUUUUCUCAACUGUUGGUUACUCCUGAAUUAAGGAAAAGGACAAUAUUUUUAAGUUUAUCAUGGUUCCUAACUGGUGUAAUUUUCUUCGCUCUUUCGCAAUACAUGAGUAGCGUUGGAAAAAACAUAUAUCUUUCUGUGAUUGCUAGUGGUGCUUUGGCCGUACCUGGUACGAUAAUGUGUAUUUUUAUAAUUAGAAAAACCGGAAGAAAGAAAACCAUUAUAUUCGCAAAUAUCCUCACAACAGUAUCAACAGCUGCCAUAGCAUUCUUUCCUAAAGGAGAAUAUACUGCCGAUUGGCCAAGAUUAAUUUUAUCAGCACUAGUUUUCACUGGCAUAUCGAUGUCCUUGCCGGCCUUCUUCUUGUUUACUGGCGAACUCUAUCCAACUACAUUAAGAAAUGCUGGAAGUGGAGGUACUAUAAUGUUCUCAAAAAUCGGUUCAAUGGUUGCUCCAUUUCUGUUGACGCUUCAAAGCGUAUUCGAAUCUUUGACAGUUAUUGUAUUAGCCGCUUUAGGUCUUUUAACAAUUGUUUUUAUAGCUCCAUUGCCAGAAACAAUGGGCAAAGAGCUUUUAGAAACUGUAGCGGACUUGCAAAAACAAAAAUUAAACAAGAAGAAUAUUCAGUUGACUGACAAUGAGUCAUUUGAAGAUAAAGAUGGUUGUAAUUCAGUUUUAAGGUGAUAAUUGCUAGUUAAUUGACUAAUGGUUUUCGGAAUUGCUCUAACAAAAUAGCAGUGUUCAUGUUGUUAAAGAAGUUUCAAUGUAUAUUUGAAUCAACAAUUGAUUGAUAUUCAAUUAAUGAAUUUU
This is a messenger RNA of Agrilus planipennis (emerald ash borer), 1896 nucleotides long. RefSeq names its product solute carrier family 22 member 3-like. NCBI's taxonomy places the organism in Eukaryota, Metazoa, Arthropoda, Insecta, Coleoptera, Buprestidae. The record is from RefSeq and is a predicted model, not a curated record. The transcript has 8 exons. Gene Ontology annotation, cellular component: membrane. Gene Ontology annotation, biological process: transmembrane transport. Gene Ontology annotation, molecular function: transmembrane transporter activity. Bases 142 to 1770 code for a protein of 542 amino acids.